AUGAUGGUUGCUACUUUGACGAGAGUGAUGAGAAAGAACACAUCAACAAUGCUUUCCAAUCUAAGCAAUAGUUCGUCUCUUCCUAUAAAUACCAAAUCCCAAAUCCUCUCACCACAUCCAUACACUUUUCUUUCUUGCAUUCAUCCAAGAUUACCCAACAAGAAGCAACUCCCAACUUCUGGUUACCGAAUUCACAGAAAUUCUUCUAAUCGAGUACUUCCGGUGGUGGUAUCAUUCAAGAGAAGCGUAGAGAAAGGUGAGGAGAUGACGAUCAAACCUGGUGUUAGAGUUUCGGAGGGGAAGCUGGUGGUGAAGGGGAAGACGAUUCUGACGGGGAUGCCGGAGAAUGUGGUGGAGACAUCAACGAUGGAAGGAAUGUUCGUGGGAGCUGAUUUCGAGAAGGAAGAUAGCAGACACGUGGUUUCGCUGGGAACUUUGAAGGAUGUUCGGUUCAUGGCGUGCUUCCGGUUCAAGCUGUGGUGGAUGGCCCAAAAAAUGGGAGAUCAAGGGAGGGAUAUUCCCUUGGAGACGCAAUUUCUGCUUGUGGAAACCAAAGACGGGUCCCACCUCGAGUCACAAAACGACGACAACAACAACAACCAGAUCGUGUAUACAGUUUUUCUACCUCUUAUUCAAGGCUCGUUCAGGGCGUGCCUCCAGGGGAAUUCCGACGAUCACCUCCAGCUCUGCCUCGAGAGCGGCGACGCCGACACCAAAGCGUCGUCGUUCACCCACGCGCUCUUCAUCAGCGCCGGCACCGACCCCUUCGCCACCAUUCACAACGCCUUCCGCGCCGUCAGGAGCCACCUCAACACGUUCCGCCUCCGCCACGAGAAGAAGCUCCCCGGCAUCGUCGACUGCUUCGGCUGGUGCACGUGGGACGCCUUCUACCAAGAAGUCACUCAGGAAGGAGUCGAGGCCGGAAUCCAGUCCCUCGCCGCCGGCGGAACGCCGCCGAAAUUCGUCAUCAUCGACGACGGCUGGCAGUCCGUCGGCACCGACGAGAAACAAAACACGGAUUCGAACUCGGAGUCGUCGCUGCAGAGGCUGACAGGGAUAAAAGAGAACGCGAAAUUCAAAAACAAAGAGGAACCUGAAUUAGGGAUUAAGAACAUCGUGGACAUAGCGAAAAAGAAGCAUGAAGUAAAGCACGUGUACGUUUGGCAUGCGAUUACCGGUUAUUGGGGCGGGGUUCGUCCAGGAGUGAAGGAAAUGAAGGAGUACGAAUCUGUGAUGAAGUACCCGAACGUGUCGAACGGAGUGAGGGAGAACGAGCCAACGUGGAAAACGGACGCGCUUGCUGUUCAUGGUUUGGGGCUUGUCAACCCUAAGAAGGUGUUCACGUUUUACGACGAGUUGCACAGCUAUCUGGCGUCCGCGGGUGUAGACGGCGUUAAGGUGGACGUGCAGUGCAUUUUGGAGACUCUGGGCGCGGGGCUUGGAGGCAGGGUGGAACUGACCGCACAGUAUCACCGCGCCCUCGACGCUUCCAUUUCUAGAAACUUCCCUGAUAACGGUUGCAUCGCGUGCAUGAGCCACAACACGGACGCGCUCUACUGCUCCAAGCAAACCGCAGUGGUGAGGGCCUCCGAUGACUUCUACCCGCGCGAUCCGGUGUCGCACACGAUCCACAUUGCGUCCGUGGCGUACAAUAGCGUUUUCCUCGGGGAGAUUAUGUUACCCGAUUGGGAUAUGUUUCAUUCGCUUCAUCCUGCUGCGGAGUACCACGCUUCCGCCAGAGCCAUCAGCGGUGGGCCCCUCUAUGUGAGCGAUGCGCCUGGGAAGCAUGACUUUGAGGUCCUUAAGAAGAUGGUUUUGCCUGAUGGGUCGGUGCUUCGGGCCCGUCUCCCUGGGAGGCCCACUAAGGACUGCUUGUUUACCGACCCGGCCCGUGAUGGAGUGAGUUUGCUGAAGAUAUGGAACAUGAACAAGUAUGGAGGGGUGUUGGGAGUGUACAACUGUCAAGGUGCUGCGUGGAGUGCUACUGAGAGGAAAAACGCCUUCCACCACACGGAUUCCGCCGCCAUCACAGGCUAUGUUAGGGGUUGCGAUGUUCAUUUAAUCGCGGAGGCUGCUGUGGAAGCUGAAUGGAACGGUGAUUGCGCUCUCUACUCUCACCACUCUGGCCGGCUCGUUAUUCUUCCGCACAAUGUGGCUCUGCCGGUGUCGCUUAAGGUGCUGGAGCACGAGGUGUUCGCUGUUGCGCCGGUUAAGGUUUUUGGUUCUGGAUGCAGUUUCGCACCUAUUGGACUUGUGAACAUGUUUAAUGGGGGUGGCGCCAUUGAGGGGCUGGUCUAUGAGGUGGUGAAUGGGGAGGGGUUGGUUCGUUUGGAGAUAAAGGGGUGUGGUAAGUUUGGGGCUUAUUCGUCGGUGAGGCCAAGUCGGUGUUUGCUGGGAAACAACGAGGUGGAUUUCGAUUACGACGCUGAUUCCGGCUUCCUGACCUUCAACAUAGAUCGUUUGCCACAAGAAGGACACAGGGUUCACGUGGUUCAGUUGGUUUAUAGUCUAUCUUGUUAGUUCGUUGCUAGUUAGUUGUCAUGUUAGCUUACACGUGUUGAAUUAUAGAGGAAGGGGACAAUUGGAGAGGAGAGGGUUUUGAACGAUCAAUAAUUUCCCCCUUGUGAUAUUUCAGUUUAUUACACGAGCUACCUACCUGUGUUUUGGAAUUUGGAUGGAAAUUGAAUACAUGUUUCUAAUCGCGGUUUUAUCUUUUGUUGCUUAAA
Cajanus cajan (pigeon pea) is the source of this 2726-nucleotide messenger RNA. The record is from RefSeq and is a predicted model, not a curated record. Lineage: Eukaryota; Viridiplantae; Streptophyta; Magnoliopsida; Fabales; Fabaceae.